This is a messenger RNA of Fusarium musae, 1374 nucleotides long. RefSeq lists its product as uncharacterized. The transcript has a single exon. The record is from RefSeq and is a predicted model, not a curated record. Gene Ontology annotation, molecular function: catalytic activity; pyridoxal phosphate binding; molybdenum ion binding. Bases 1 to 1374 code for a protein of 457 amino acids. Lineage: Eukaryota; Fungi; Ascomycota; Sordariomycetes; Hypocreales; Nectriaceae.
AUGGACAGCUCAUUCAUGGGGAAUCUCACAGAGAGUGUCAAUCGACUAACGCCAGCAUCGAUUGCCAUCUCAGUCGCUGUCUUGUUGGGCAGUCUCAUCACCAUUUGGCUUCAAAAUGGCUCUUCAACGCCAAAAGAGCUUCGCAAUCUUCGACGAGAAGGCGUGCUUUCAAGCAACAUGAAUGACCAAACCGAUUCCAAAUAUGACCUUCCCGAGAAGAACGAAAGCAGUGGCCCAAUCCGCGUCAAAGCGAUCUUCGUGCAUCCCAUCAAAUCUUGCGCGCCGGUCGAAUUGAACCGAGCGCAGCUCAUCAAGAGUGGCUUCGUCUGGGACCGUUGCUUUGCUCUGGCAACGGAAGUCAAUCGGGCAGAAUCAGAAGGAGGUCCAGUAUGGCGAUUCAUCAGUCAGCGCACUAAACCGCUCAUGUCGCAGAUAAAGACCGAACUGUGGCUAAGACCUGAAGGUCGCGAUGCGCAAUCUUCGUUCGAUCCAGUGGGAUGUCUCGUCUUCAAGUUCCCGGACCCAGAUCCUUUGAGUCUGCUUGACCAGCUCAAAGCACUGCUUUUUUCUCACCAAAAGACAAUUUCCGCUGUUGUACCGCUGUCUCCUGGUGAAAGCUAUCUCAAAAAGUAUGGAAUCACCAUGAAGAAAUUCGCCAUUCAUUCACGAGAAGCAGAGGGCCUGGAUAUGGGCAAUGCACCAUCAAUUGCUGACGCACUCCCCAAACUCAAGCGCUUUCUCAACAUCCCCAAUCAUCAAAAUCUUACACUUUUGCGAUGCACACCAAACACUCUCGUGCCAACGGAGAAGAACCUCGCACCGUUGGAACACAUUGGCAAACCGGCUAUUCAUGGUUACACAGACCAACAACCCGUGAAUGUGAACAAUCUCGCCUCCGUCCACGCCGUUUCCGCCCUUCUCCCCAAAGAAAACCAACCUCUCAAUGCGCUUCGCUUCCGCGCAAAUGUUUGGAUCACAGGUGCUCCAGCGUUUGACGAAGAAACAUGGAAACGAUAUCGCAUUGUACCAAAACAACAAGAUGCAGCCUUCCCUUCAUUCUCUGUCGUUUGCCGGACAUCGCGCUGCACAUUGCCGAACGUGGAUCCUCUCACUGGCAAAUUCGACACCGACAACCCGGGUGGUGGCAGAACGAGAGGGAAUGCGCAGCCUAGCUCGACGCUUGUCAAGCACCGAACGGUCGAGGAUGGAAACCCAAGGGCUCUGGGGUACCUUGGCAUGCACUGUGUGCCGGAGAAUGCAGGCUUGCAGCAGGCUGAGGACAGCAUUGAGAAUCUGUAUGUUCAAGUUGGUGAUGAGAUUGAAGUUCUUGAGCGCGGAGUUCAUUUAUACGGAUCGACUGCCAAUGACUACUAG